UAUUUUUCCUUCCUUUCUCUAUUUAUUUAUUAUUUAUUCAGUAUGACGGUUAGCGACUUGAUGCAGCCAAUAGAUCAACAGCAUUGCAUUAUAUCUAACACAUUACAAUCAAAUUCAUCUUGGUUUCCAAACAUAAAACAUCCAGGCCAAAACAUUAAAGACGAUAUCGUGUAUUCUUCUGAAGAAGAUAACGACAGUGAAGAAGAGUAUAAUCAAGCUAUUUGUGCAUGUGGAAAAAAGUUAUCAGCUGGCUGGAACUGUAGUCACUGCAGAAGUAGCUGUUCAACUUGUCAUAGAGCUUUGGCACCAGAAGAAGAGUGUAGUAGGUGCGCUAAUUACCAUUAAUUCAUUCAUCACCCCCCAUGUUUCCGCCUCUUUUGCAUCCACGUAAAUUAUGCCAAGAAAAAAUUCAGCUCAAGUAGUUUUCAUAUCAACACUGCAUGAUGGAAUCCUUUUAUGGAAAAGACAU
This is a messenger RNA of Rhizopus microsporus ATCC 52813, 469 nucleotides long. RefSeq lists its product as uncharacterized. The coding region runs from base 43 to 345 and encodes 100 amino acids. The record is from RefSeq and is a predicted model, not a curated record. Lineage: Eukaryota; Fungi; Mucoromycota; Mucoromycetes; Mucorales; Rhizopodaceae. The transcript has a single exon.